Messenger RNA from Colletotrichum lupini, 777 nucleotides. RefSeq names its product proteasome component PRE3. Lineage: Eukaryota; Fungi; Ascomycota; Sordariomycetes; Glomerellales; Glomerellaceae. Gene Ontology annotation, cellular component: proteasome core complex. The record is from RefSeq and is a predicted model, not a curated record. Gene Ontology annotation, molecular function: threonine-type endopeptidase activity. The coding region runs from base 1 to 777 and encodes 258 amino acids. The transcript is spliced from 6 exons.
AUGGAGUUCACCACCACCGGACAGCUGAACGAAGCUGAUGAUUGCGGGCGGACAGACGGCAUUCACAUCGACAUGGAGAGAUUAAAGAAGGGAGAGGUCAACCUUGGAACCUCAAUUAUGGCAGUCACCUUCAAGGACGGUGUUAUUCUCGGUACGUCAGAUUUACCCAUACAUGUCUUCCCAAACGCAUACGCCCCCACGGCGGCCACUGUAGACAUUGGUGCUGAUUCCAGAACAACGACGGGCGCCUACAUUGCCAACCGAGUCACCGACAAGCUCACACAAGUCCACGACACCAUCUGGUGCUGCCGGUCAGGCUCCGCCGCCGACACCCAGGCCGUCGCCGACAUUGUCCAGUACCAGCUCGGCCUGUACGCCAUGCGCAACGGAAAGCCUCCCAUGACCCAGACCGCCGCCGCCAUCUUCCAGGAGGUCUGCUACGCCAACAAGGAUCGCUUGACCGCCGGUCUCAUCAUUGCCGGCUGGGACGAGCGACACGGCGGCCAGGUCUACUCCAUCCCCCUCGGCGGAUCCCUACACAAGCAGUCAUAUGCCAUUGGCGGCUCGGGUUCGACGUACAUUUACGGAUACUGUGACGAGCACUGGAAGGAGGGCAUGGAGGAGAAGGAGGCCGUCGACUUUGUGAAAGGAUCGCUCAAGGAGGCCAUCAAGUGGGAUGGCAGCUCUGGUGGUGUCAUUCGCAUGGUCGUCCUGACCGCCAAGGGCGCCGUGCGGCAUCUGUACCUACCCGAUGAGGACUACAAAGUGCAGCACUAG